AUGAACUUGAAUGAGAAGUUACAGGUUGAUGAUGGUUCUGGACAACCAAACGAAAAACAAUUCAGAAGCUUGAUUGGAGGAUUGAUUUAUUUGGCGCAUACACGUCCAGACAUUGCUUUCUCGGUGGGAUUACUUUCCAGGUUUAUGCAUUCCCCUUCACAGCAUCACUUUGGUGCUGCAAAAAGAGUGUUACGCUAUGUUGUUGGAACAGUCCAAUUUGGAUUAUGGUAUAGCCAUGAAUCCGAUUUCAAGUUGAUCGGUUAUACGGACAGGGAUUGGGUACGUGUUCCGAAUGAUUCUCCCAUAUUGUAUGGUAUAUCCCGGGAGUGUUACGCACAGGGGACGACUGGUCUGGGCCUCAGCGCGGGCGUGGCCCAGGCGCCGGGCAUGUCAGCUUCCGGACACAUUACACCCAACAACAUCGAGUUACAUGGAAUCUUCAUUUUUCUUUUUCUGGCUUGA
Messenger RNA from Andrographis paniculata, 462 nucleotides. RefSeq lists its product as uncharacterized. Lineage: Eukaryota; Viridiplantae; Streptophyta; Magnoliopsida; Lamiales; Acanthaceae. The coding region runs from base 1 to 462 and encodes 153 amino acids. The record is from RefSeq and is a predicted model, not a curated record. The transcript has 2 exons.